AUGAGCCGAGAGCGGGAUGGGAGCCGUCCCUCGGUGCGGCGCUCCCCGCGCUGCCGCCCGCCGUCCCGCGGCGCUCGUCCUUCGCUCCGGGACGGGUCUGAGGGCGGAGGUGUCCGGGGCGUCCCGCACCGCGUCCCGGAGGGGUGCCGGGCGGCCCGGGAGAGGGAACGGCGCCGAGAGCGAACGCCGCAGGGCUCGGAGCCGUGUCCGCGGCGCCUGGACUGCGCCCUGCAGCGACGGAAGUUCUGCCCGCUGGGAUCGAGCACCUGCGGCCCCUGCCUGCCCAACUUCCUGGAGGACAGCCAUGGACACUGCCUGCAGGAGAAGCGCUCGCCCAGUGGGAGGACGUCUGUUCCCAGCUUAGAGGAAGAAAUCGACUUUCUGGCAGACGUGCUGGCCAGGCAAGAUGCUACCCGUCCCCACGCCCUGCGAGAUGGCAAGCCCAGGACCACCCCUUCCCCCACCGGGAGACAGCGAGCGCCCAGCAGGCUGAGGCAGGAGCUUCUGCAGCGGGGCCCGGCCAGCAGCAAGGCAGCUGUCACCCUCCCCACCUCUACCACUGCCACUGCACCGAAGUACCCCGUGGAGGCCGCCCCUGUCCCUUCGAAUGACGAUGUGGUGCUCGGGCUGAUCGUGGUGUGCACACUGGCUGGGAUCUCCGCUCUGAUUGUGGCUGCAGUCUGCUGGUGCAGGCUGCAGAAGGAGGUCAGGCUGGCACAGAAAGCAGACUACUCGGCGCAGAGAGUGGCCAGUCCUCUGCCCUAUGACAAGAUCUCGCCUGGGGACAAGACGCUGGCUCAGAGCGCCCAGAUGUACCACUACCAGCACCAAAAGCAGCAGAUGCUCUCCAUGGAGAAGCAUAAAGAAGAGCCCAAGGUGCCGGACUCCGCCUCAUCUGAUGAAGAGAACGAGGACGGAGACUUCACGGUGUACGAGUGCCCCGGGCUGGCUCCGACCGGAGAAAUGGAAGUGAGGAACCCACUGUUCGACGACUCCUCCCUGCACCCCCCGAACCCCAGGGUGCACCCGUAACGCCCCGCGCCCGAGCUCUCUGCGGACCGCACGACCCGGGCAGGGCACGGCCCCCCCCGGCGGACUGCUCGACGCCUGCCCAAUAAACACCCACUAACAGCCGUGGGACGGGGGCUGCCCUGCUUCAAGCGUCCUUGUCCUCUUUGCCGCUGUGAUCGCGUCCCUGCCGCCGCCCGCUGCUCCGGGGCACCGAGGGGGCCGGGGAUCCCCGCUGUGUUGUGCUUUGCGGAGGGCAGGGGUCCGU
This is a messenger RNA of Centrocercus urophasianus (Greater sage-grouse), 1276 nucleotides long. RefSeq names its product neural proliferation, differentiation and control 1 (gene NPDC1). The coding region runs from base 1 to 1032 and encodes 343 amino acids. Gene Ontology annotation, cellular component: membrane. NCBI's taxonomy places the organism in Eukaryota, Metazoa, Chordata, Aves, Galliformes, Phasianidae. The transcript is spliced from 9 exons. The record is from RefSeq and is a predicted model, not a curated record.